Arxiozyma heterogenica is the source of this 912-nucleotide messenger RNA. It is a transcript of the gene LST8, whose product is annotated as TOR complex subunit LST8. Gene Ontology annotation, cellular component: TORC1 complex; TORC2 complex. Lineage: Eukaryota; Fungi; Ascomycota; Saccharomycetes; Saccharomycetales; Saccharomycetaceae. Gene Ontology annotation, biological process: regulation of actin cytoskeleton organization; TOR signaling. Bases 1 to 912 code for a protein of 303 amino acids. The record is from RefSeq and is a predicted model, not a curated record. Gene Ontology annotation, molecular function: protein binding. The transcript has a single exon.
AUGUCUGUUAUUUUAGUAUCUGCUGGUUAUGAUCAUACUAUUAGAUUUUGGGAGGCACUAACAGGUGUUUGCUCGAGAACCAUUCAGCAUUCUGAGUCUCAAGUGAAUAGAUUGGAGAUCACAAAUGAUAAGAAAUUUUUAGCCGCAGCAGGACACCAAAAUGUUAGAUUAUAUGAUAUUAGAACAACCAACCCAAAUCCAGUAGCGUCUUUUGAGGGCCAUAAAGGAAACGUCACGUCAUUAUCAUUUCAACAAGACAAUAAAUGGAUGGUAACAUCUAGCGAGGAUGGAACUAUUAAAGUUUGGGAUGUUAGAUCUCCAUCCAUACCAAAAAACUAUAAACAUAAUGCACCAGUUAAUGAAGUGGUCAUACAUCCAAACCAAGGUGAAUUGAUAUCAUGCGACAGAGACGGAAAUAUACGUAUUUGGGAUUUAGGAGAAAAUCAAUGUACCCAUCAAUUGACACCAGAAGAUGAUAUAUCUUUACAAUCAUUAUCUGUGGCUAGUGAUGGGUCAAUGUUAGUGGCUGCAAAUAAUAAAGGAAAUUGUUUUGUUUGGGAAAUGCAAAAUCAUACAGAUGCAUCAAAUUUAAAGCCAGUAACCAAAUUUAGAGCUCAUAAUAACUAUAUUACAAGAAUUCUUUUAUCAUCAGACGCUAAACAUCUGGCAACUUGUUCAGCUGAUCAAACUGCAAGGGUCUGGUCUGUUGAUGAUAAUUUCAAAUUGGAAUCUACAUUAGAUGGUCAUCAAAGGUGGGUAUGGGAUUGUGCUUUAAGUGCUGAUAGUGCAUAUUUGGUUACUGCUUCUUCUGAUCAUUACGUUAGACUUUGGGAUCUAUCAACAAGAGAGAUAGUCAGGCAAUAUGGUGGUCACCAUAAAGGCGUGACAUGUGUUGCAUUAAAUGAUGUAUGA